Durusdinium trenchii is the source of this 1677-nucleotide messenger RNA. The record is from the annotation of a GenBank genome assembly. Lineage: Eukaryota; Dinophyceae; Suessiales; Symbiodiniaceae.
AUGAAGGAAGUCUUGGGAGACAAGGUGGAGAAGGUCAUCGUUUCUUCCCGCAUGGCCGACUCCCCUUGCGUUUUGACAACCUCUGAGUAUGGCUGGUCAGCCAACAUGGAGCGUAUCAUGAAGGCACAGGCUCUUCGUGACAACUCCAUGACUUCAUACAUGGUCUCUAAGAAGACCAUGGAAGUGAACCCCAAGCACUCCAUCAUGGCGGAGUUGAAGAAGAAGGCGGCCGCCGACAAGUCCGACAAGACUGUGAAGGACUUGAUUUGGUUGCUCUUCGAUACUUCUCUCCUCACCUCUGGUUUUAACCUGGAUGAGCCCACCCAGUUCGCUGGCCGCAUUCACCGCAUGAUCAAGCUUGGCCUGAGCAUCGACGACGAUGAUGAGGGCUUUGCAGACUGUACCCAGCCCUUCCAAAAGCACGCCUUGGACCUGCGCUUGUACCAAGCACUGCAAGGCCUUUGUGCCUGGAUCUUGGCCUUGCUCUUCGGCGCGGACCGCACGGACCGCGCGGACGACCUGGCCGACCACCUCUGGGAGUUCUGCAACUGGGACGCCUUGUCGGCCUUGGUCUUCUGCAAAGGCGCCUUAGGCUUCCAACGUGGUGCCCGCGAGACGGCCUGCGUGCGUGUGCCCGGCGACCUGCCGCAGCUGCAACGCUCGGUGCUGUUGGCCCUGCUGGGCCUCGCUGCGCCACGCAUCGCCUUCUCUGUUGGAGCCACUGGUGAGGUCAGCAUCGAGGAGCGUCAGCAACAGCUGGAGGCGCAUCGCGCGCUGCUGAUGGCAGUGGAACAGGAGAAUGGCCUAUUGGAUUGCUUACUGUCCUACGACUGGUGUUCAGCAGUCACCCUGGUGCCCCACUUGGCUCAGCACUUGGCGGACCUCGUGAGCUCAGUGGACUCCGUGGACGUCCCAGCCUUUCAAGACGCACAGCAGGACUACCUGCGGCACUUGCGGCUGAGGUCCUCCAUCCUCUGGGACAUCUUGGCGCUGUCCCUGUCGGUGCACCCGACGCGGAGCCUCCUCCAGAACUGCGCGCGCGUGGCCUUCCACGUGCCGCCGCCGCUGCCGCUCCCCCGGAAGCUGCAGGAGCUGCUGAACGGCGACCUGAGCGCGGCGGACCGGACGGCGCUGGCGUGGAGCUGCGUGCUGCGGGCCAAUGCAGGCCUCGCGCUCUCCGAACAUUUGCAGAACCUCGCUGCGGAGUUGCGUGAGCAGGUGGAGGCCCAGCUCUGCCGCGCCGAGCUGAUGCAGUGGAUGCGCCCGGAGGCGAAACGCCUUCUGUGGAGCGCCGGGUGGAGCGCCUGCGGAGCGACGGUGCCACCAGUGAGUUCUUUGCCUCGCCGAGCCGGCGCCGUCGGCGCCUCUUCCGCGCUGCGGGCGAAGCUGGUGGACGGGGUGCCCGAGGAGUUCCGCUGUGCGUUGGAUGGGAGGCUCAUGGUGGAUCCGGUGAGAGCUCCGGAUGGCCGGCACUACGAGCGGUCGACGUUGCGCUUGGCGCUACAGCAAGGAGAUCCGCGGGUCGAAGGAGUUUCCUUGGAGGACUGCCAAAGGGAUGCAGGCCUCCGUGCCCGGCAGCUGGACUGGGUCCGCAGCCGACCGAAGGGCGAGUCGAAAAGUCGAGGGCGCUGCCAACCCAGCGCUUCAAGGCCCACCACUGCCGGAGUCAAAAACUAG